Molecule: messenger RNA, 270 nt
Organism: Penicillium malachiteum
Lineage: Eukaryota; Fungi; Ascomycota; Eurotiomycetes; Eurotiales; Aspergillaceae
Exons: 1
Coding region: 1-270 (89 amino acids)
Source: RefSeq, a predicted model, not a curated record
AUGCAUCACUACUCAAUUGAGAAGAAUUUCCAGCCUUUCCCGCCAAGUAACCUGACCCCACUCACCCCUCAAAUACUGGGGGAAAAUCACGAUCCCGAGAAAAACCGGACCAAGGCAACGAGGAGUCUGAAAUUGCAGGUUCGCAAUGCUCAAGAAUGGGUCAAGGCACAGAAGGGGAUGUCAAGAAGAGGUUCAACGCCAGGCACCGAUCUCCCGCCGCCCAGCUCGGUUGUGGCUGGGAAAGCCUUCCCCUGCUGUGCAAUGCGGUAA